AUGAGCGAAACACUAAGCACACCCCGAGCAGGUCCCAGUAACACAAGUGGUGACAAAUCAAACACCUCACCACUCCCAAUACCACCCCUCGCACGUUCCCAAUCACACCAUUCUACCGCCUCAAAGGCUUCGAAGCCCAUCUCUCGCACUAGUUCACAACCUCCGACAAACCGUGAAGUUCUACUGCUCCUCGCAGAUGCAGAAUCUGCCGUGCGCGAUCUCCGCGCAGACGUCUCUCUCUUGAAUUCACAACUCUCAUUCGAGCAGGACCGUGCUGAUAAUGCAGAGCUUAAAGCAAAGGAAGCAUGCCUACGGUUCAAAGAGGCCAACGAUGCGCGCGUAGUCUCUCAAAGCGAGAUUGUACGACUGACAGAAGAGCUAAGACUAUACAAAGACGCUCUCGAACAAGCCCAGAAGGAGAUUUUCCGUGCGCAGGGCGUGAUGAAGGACGUCGAAGACAGGAGGAGGGAUGCAGAGGAGAGCGCUGCAAAGUCAAGGACUAGGUUGCGCAAAUUGAUGGAGGAGAAGAUGAUCGAAGUCGCUCGUGAGGAAGGCCGUAAACAGGGUCUCCAGGAA
This is a messenger RNA of Suillus plorans, 576 nucleotides long. RefSeq lists its product as uncharacterized. The transcript has a single exon. The annotation marks the transcript as partial. NCBI's taxonomy places the organism in Eukaryota, Fungi, Basidiomycota, Agaricomycetes, Boletales, Suillaceae. The record is from RefSeq and is a predicted model, not a curated record.